Messenger RNA from Asparagus officinalis (garden asparagus), 2406 nucleotides. Its product is annotated as cucumisin-like. The transcript is spliced from 9 exons. The coding region runs from base 57 to 2372 and encodes 771 amino acids. The record is from RefSeq and is a predicted model, not a curated record. Gene Ontology annotation, molecular function: serine-type endopeptidase activity. NCBI's taxonomy places the organism in Eukaryota, Viridiplantae, Streptophyta, Magnoliopsida, Asparagales, Asparagaceae. Gene Ontology annotation, biological process: proteolysis.
UCACACCUUUAUGUGUUUGUUCCUUGUAAUAUUCUUUCAAUGAAUUUCUAAAUGAAAUGUACAUAACUGAGGAAAUGUUUAAUAUUUUAGGCCUUUAUAAACACUCACACUCUUGCUUCUCUCUAUCUCAUACACACACGUGCACACUCUCUCAUACGCUCAUGUUCUGUCAAGCUUUCUAUCUACGUUUGUUAUGUUUUCUUAUCUUUCAUGCGACACUUCUUAUGUCUGUACCUUAUGGCUCUGUCGGUGCAUUGAGGAUUGAUAGAAAGGUCCAUAUAGUGUACAUGGGAGAUCUGACAGUUAACCAUCGCAUACAUCACAGAGUCUUGCUUGAUCAAGAACUUGGCAGCGGUGCAUCAGAGCUCUUGGUUAGAAGUUACACAAAGAGCUUCAAUGGCUUUGCCGCAAAUCUUUCUGAUGAAGAAGCUAAGAAGAUUGCCAACAGGGAUGAGGUUGUAUCAGUGUUCCCCAGCAAGCAGAGAGAGCUCCACACUACAAGAUCAUGGAGCUUCAUAGGCUUCCCUAUAAAUGCAUCCAAGCUAGCAUUUGAGAGCCAUGUCAUCAUAGGCAUGCUCGACACAGGGAUCUGGCCUGAAUCCGAUAGUUUCAGCGAUGAAGGCUUUGAUCCACCUCCUAGCAAAUGGAAGGGAACCUGUCAUUCCUCAAAUUUCACCUGCAACAGAAAAAUCAUCGGAGCAAAAUACUAUUUAUCCGAAAGAAAUGUAAGCAAAGGAGAAAUAGCAUCACCUCGAGAUUCUAAUGGCCAUGGAUCACACACUUCAUCAAUUGCUGCGGGACGACAAGUUAGAGGAGCAAGCUUGUAUGGUCUUGCUAAAGGAAUCGCUCGAGGAGGAGUUCCUUCAGCAAGAAUAGCUGUUUACAAGAUUUGCUGGUCAGAUGGAUGCUCUGAUGCAGAUAUCCUAGCUGCAUUUGAUGACGCAAUCCAUGAUGGUGUGGAUAUAAUCUCUAUCUCUGCCGGGGGACCUUUUAGAUCUGACUACUUUGAUGACUCUAUCGCUAUUGGUUCUUUCCAUGCUAUGAAGAAUGGAAUUCUGACUUCGAAUUCUGGUGGAAAUACGGGACCAAGUUCAUCGACUGUUCAGAAUUAUUCGCCAUGGUCGCUUACAGUGGCUGCUAGCACCAUUGACAGGCAAUUUGUUGCAGAAGUGAAGCUCAGGAAUGGAAAUUCUUACAAUGGGACAACAGUAAACACUUUUGACUUGAAGGAUACAAUGCAUCCUCUAGUCUAUGCAGGAGAUGCACCGAAUACUUCUGCAGGAUAUGAUGGAUCCUCCUCCAGACAUUGUUACUAUGGAUCCUUGGAUGAGAAAAUCGUGAAGGGGAAGAUUGUGCUUUGCGAUUCAAGGACUGAAGGCGGGGGUCUGAUUCUUGCCGGUGCUAUUGGUGCAGUCAUGCAAGCAGAUUCAUAUACAGAUUAUGCUCUCUCAUACCCGUUGCCUGCCACAGUAAUAGGACCUCUUGAUCGUGGAAACAUCUUGCAAUACAUUAACAUGACAAGCGUUCCAGGAGCUAAUAUUUUGAAAAGCCAAGGACUCGAUGAUACAAGAGCUCCGUUCAUCGUCUCAUUCUCUUCUCGAGGGCCUAAUCCUAUUACAGCUGACAUUCUCAAACCUGAUUUGUGUGCACCCGGGGUUGACAUUCUGGCUGCAUGGUCGCCAAUAGGAUCGAUGUCGGUGUAUCCUGAUGACAAGCGAUCUGUAUCCUACAACUUGCUUUCAGGUACUUCCAUGGCUUGCCCUCAUGCAACAGGCGCGGCUGCCUACGUCAAAUCAUUCCAUCCAACAUGGUCUCCUGCAGCCAUCAAGUCCGCUCUCAUGACAAGUGCUUAUCCGAUGGAAGCAACCAAAAACCCUGAAGCACAACUCGCAUAUGGUGCUGGCCAAGUAAACCCGAUAGCAGCCAUAAACCCUGGAUUGGUUUAUGACACAAGCGAAGCGGAUUAUGUUAGAUUUUUAUGUGGGCAAGGAUACAGCUCGAAGGAUCUUCGGCUUGUCACUGGAGACAACGGCACCUGUUCUGUCACUAAUAACGGGACCGUCUGGGAUCUGAACUAUCCCUCUUUCGCUCUCUCCGUCAAGAGUGGGAAAGCUUUCUCUGCUAUCUUCAAGAGAACUGUCACUAAUGUUGGACACAAAUCUUCUACAUAUACCGCUGUGGUGAGUACUCAGUCGGGUAUAAAGAUAACUGUUGAGCCCAGUAUACUUCAUUUUAAGUUCUCGACGGAGAAAAAAUCUUUUGAGGUGAGAAUCCAAGGAGCGAUUGCAAAGUUUCUGAGCUCAGGUUCAAUAGCGUGGUCUGAUGGUGAAAAUUAUGUUCGCAGUCCAGUUGUUGUGUAUACUUCCUCCUGAUGAUGAAUCUAUAUUUGUGUGUCAGUGAUUUAAU